UACACCCUCAUCGGACUCGCAGCCGUAAUUAUCGGUGCACGGAUCUAUCUGAGGUUGAAAAUUCAGAGAAACCGCCUCCUGGCAAGCGAAUAUUUCAUGAUAGCAGCAUGGUGCUUCGCUGUUUUGUGUGCAUCAGUCAAUGUUGUGAUGAAGGUCCAUGGAGCACUCGAGCCUCAGCCAUCAUUGCUUGCGACAUAUUUCCAAAUCUUUCCAAUAUUUAUGGUAAAAAGAAGAGCUCUUCUCUGGGCCACUACGGUAUACUGCCUAUUGGCGUACCUUACAACUUUGGGGUUGCAGCUCUUUUCGUGCCUCCCCCUCGAAAGGCACUGGGUUAUUACAAGACCUAUUGAAGAGUGUGGCCCCAAGUGGCUGCCUUUGAUCUUUCAGGUCGCUUGGGGACUGCAUUUCUUCGGCAGUCUCCAAUUAUUCUUGCUGCCAUUCUCGAUUUUCCAUGACCUCAAAAUGAAUAGAAGAACGAAAAACGGCGUCUAUGGGGUUUUUCUGAUCGGUCUCAUCGAUCUGAUCUUUUCCCUUACACGUUUUCUCAACGUGCAGCUGGGAGACCGCAACGGGUUUAGAUCUAUAACAAUGAUCGAACUGUGGAGUGCUCUCGACGCUUACAUUGGUCUCAUUGUUGCGUGUCUUCCCUCACUGCGCCCACUUCUUCGACGC
Molecule: messenger RNA, 672 nt
Organism: Fusarium vanettenii 77-13-4
Lineage: Eukaryota; Fungi; Ascomycota; Sordariomycetes; Hypocreales; Nectriaceae
Exons: 5
Source: RefSeq, a predicted model, not a curated record